This is a messenger RNA of Mytilus trossulus (common blue mussel), 2701 nucleotides long. RefSeq names its product matrix metalloproteinase-2-like. Gene Ontology annotation, cellular component: extracellular matrix. The transcript has 9 exons. The coding region runs from base 702 to 2504 and encodes 600 amino acids. Gene Ontology annotation, biological process: extracellular matrix organization; proteolysis; collagen catabolic process. Lineage: Eukaryota; Metazoa; Mollusca; Bivalvia; Mytilida; Mytilidae. Gene Ontology annotation, molecular function: zinc ion binding; metalloendopeptidase activity. The record is from RefSeq and is a predicted model, not a curated record.
GUAGCUAUUUAUCGUCUGGUGUUCGCGUGGCAGUUCUCUGUUGAAGAUGUUGUGUUUUGAUUACAAUGAAUGACUCAUGCUACGUCAGACGAUGGCAUUAAAAGAAGAUUAAAAAAAUAUUUGAUGUGUGAAUUAACUUGUACAUGUGCUUUUUAGUGUAACUGUUGUGUGUGCAUGGAGUAUUUUAUAUGUUAAUCUAUAAUCUUUCAAAAAUCAAUUUCUGUACAGGAUAAAAACGGCGCGUCAAUUUCCGGAUGAUGUUGACUGGUAUGUUUCUUGUGUAAACAAACAAAGAUGACACUUAGGAGUGAUGACACUAUUUCAUAAACAAAACAAUAUACUUACUUCGAAUUAACAUCUGUGUCAAAGGGGGCUGACUCCGGAAACCUUCUUUAUUGUUCUUCCUCUGACAAUAAACUUAUCAGAGUGUGCUACAGGAAAUAAUGUUUUCUCAUUGGUUAAUUAUUAAUCCAAGCAUAACAUAACUACAGAUGUGAAUGAAGCAUCUUCAAAAAAAGAUAAACAAUAAUUUCUUGGAUUAGAGUAAUCAGUUUAAUAAAAUCGGGGUCAGUAGGUAAUAUAACACCCGCAGAGAAAAACGUUCGUAAACCAGAUAAACGGAUAUACGCUUUAUUACAUUAAUUUAACAUCUGAGUUUCAUAGAGAUUGGAAGUGUGUUGUCUAUAUGUGAUAUAAUUAAAAUGAACUUGUUGGAUUGUCUGUGUUCUUACCAUUCCGUUCGGACUAAACGUGUUUUAAGUCCAGUUUCUGUGACCUCAGGGACCAAAUCUCAUCUUAAAGGUUGUGCAUAUUCUUCGUCCAAGAUGUAUAUUUCAUGCAGUAAUUUAUUAAGUGUGACUAUAGUGAUAUGUGUGAUAUUGUGUAGUUUAUUUCCAUGUUUGACGGGUUCUCCUACAAAACAAGAUCAAGCAUCUACACAAGCAUUGGAUUAUUUUAGCCGGUUCGGGUAUUUAGAAGGUCCAUCUAGUGAAACAGGUAACCUCAUGGACCCAGCAGAAUUCCCAAAAGCCAUCAGGAACUUCCAGAAAUUCGCCAAUAUUCCAGAGACUGGUGUUCUAGACCAACGUACCAAAGAACAGAUUCUGAAACCUCGUUGUGGCAACAAAGAUACUGUUGGAGACUCAGAAGAACGCAUGCGUCGUUACGUAUUGGCACCAUCAAAGUGGGACAAAAAAGACCUUACGUAUAGAAUUACAAACUACACUCCUGAUUUACCUCAAAGUACAGUAAGACGUGCAAUAACCGAAGCGUUCAAGGUAUGGGAAGGUGUAACAGACCUUCGGUUCACAGAAGUUGGAGGUGGGGAUGCUGAUAUUAUAAUACAGUUCGCCAGACUAUAUCAUCAAGAUGGUUAUCCUUUCGAUGGCAAAGGUUUAGUUUUAGCCCAUGCCUUCUUCCCAGGUACAGAUAAAGGUGGUGAUACUCAUUUUGAUGAUGACGAGACCUGGACUUUCAACUCAGAUUCUGAUGGCGUGGACUUGUUUAUGGUAGCAGCCCACGAGUUUGGUCACGCCUUAGGUCUUAGCCAUAGCAACCAACCUGGAGCUCUGAUGUACCCAUGGUACCAAGGUUACAUUCCAAACUUCCGACUUCCACAUGACGACAUCCAAGGGAUUCAAACUCUCUAUGGUGGUAAAUCUGGCGGCAUUAGACCUCCACCAGACAGACCCGUCACUCCUCGCUAUCAGCCUCAACCAUCAACACCUAGACCAAGUCAAACGACAAGGAGACCACGUGUUGACGGGACCACUAUUAAUCCUUGUGAACAUGCGUUUGAAGCAAUUGCAGUUCUUCGUCAAGAAGUUUUCCUAUUCAUGGGUCAGACAUUUUGGCGGUUAGACUCACGAGGUAUUAUCCAAGGCAAGCCCACAGAGAUUCAUUCAUUCUGGUAUGGCUUCCCUGACACAGCAGACCAUGUUGACGCAGUUUUUGAGCGGAAGAGCGACGGAAGGAUUUUAUUUUUCUUAGGCGACAAGUUUUGGACUUUCAAUGGCAACAGUCUUAUACCAGGCCAUCCUAAGACCGGAAUUCCCCUCACAGAACUAGGCCUCCCAGCAGACGUUAAGAAGAUCGAUGCAGUUUUUGUUUGGGGUUUUAACAACAGGACCUAUAUUAUUAGUGGCGACAUGUAUUGGAAGCUCAACGAGAAGAACGACUUUAUAGAACCAGACUACCCACGUGACAUGAGCAUCUGGCGGAAGGUUCCGGUUCCAUUAGAUUCCGCGUUUAAGUAUUGGGAUGGUAAAACGUAUUUUUUCAAAGGACAGUUUUAUUACCAGUUCAACGACAAGAAGAUGAGAGUGCAGAAAGGUUAUCCAAAGUUGAUAAAGAAACAUUGGUUAGGUUGUGACACUUAUGACAAAAACUCUUACAAAACAGUUGAAGCCAUCAAAUCACCGGGCGGCAGUGGUAGUGCCAAUUUACUCCCAUCAUUAACAAUAAUUUUAACACUUAUUUUGUCUGUAAGUUCAUUCUACCAUUAAUGUUUGUUAAAAUUAUAAACUUAGUGCUAUUGAAAUAACAUGAACAACAUGACAAUGCUUGGUCAACAUGCAUUUGGUUUAUAAUGGUGCUAUAUAUUGAUUUAUUCAUGCUAUUCUUUGCAUAUGUUUUUUUUUGCAAAGGAGAUAGAUACUCGAACGAGUGGUUUGGUAGGGAGCUACCAUUUGAUUUUUAUGGG